Messenger RNA from Cololabis saira (Pacific saury), 898 nucleotides. RefSeq names its product coiled-coil domain containing 59 (gene ccdc59). Bases 83 to 838 code for a protein of 251 amino acids. Gene Ontology annotation, cellular component: nucleus. NCBI's taxonomy places the organism in Eukaryota, Metazoa, Chordata, Actinopteri, Beloniformes, Belonidae. The record is from RefSeq and is a predicted model, not a curated record. The transcript is spliced from 4 exons.
CACGCAGCGUCUGCAGCGGAACACAUGCUUCGCAGCAGAAGUUGUAAAUAUUCCGGUUUUAUUUGCUCAAUUCGCCUUUUAAAUGGCCCCGACGGGCGCAAAGAUGAAGACUAAGGGCUUUUUCGUCAAAGGCGGUGCUUCGAACAAAGUUAAAAGUCAAGCUACGGGUGUGGAAAAGAAGAGAAAGUGGAUCCAGGACCACAAAGUGUUCGAGGGGAGCCUGAACGAAGGUCAAGGAUUUGCUUUUCAGAGGAAGCAGAAAGUCCAACACGAGUACAACAAGCUGCUGCGACAUGAGAAGAAGAAGAAGAAACCCGAGACCAGAGUCGUGUACAAGGACGAGUAUCCGGAGCACCUGAAACACCUGUACCUGGCCGAGGCGGAGCAGCUGAGGAAGGACGCCUGGACGCACCGCGUCAACAGGAGCAAGAUGAGGAUGCAGAAGCAGGAAAAAGAGACGGAGGAGGCUGGAACUGAAGCUGAUGAAGAUGUUCCUGGUGGAUCUGAGGCUCCUGAGGCUGAUCCUGAAAACCCUGAACCAGCAGCUGCUGCAGAGAGAGAAAGUCUUCCGAUGAGCAAUCGCAUGAGGAAGAAGCUGCAGAAGAAAACGUCCUACCAGAAGACGAAGGAGGACUUUGAGAGCAUGAAAGAGAAGCGCAUAAAGAAGAAAGAGGAAUUCCUGAAGAACAAGCAGCAGCGAGACGAAGCCAUCCAGAAGUACAAACAGAAGAAAAUGGAGACGUUUCAGGUCCUGAGCAAAAAGACCAAGAAGGGCCAGCCCAACCUGAACCUGCAGAUGGAUUACCUGCUCCAGAAGAUCCAGCGGGCUGACAAAUGAGCCCCGGACCCGAGCCCAGACCAGGAACGGCCGUUUUAAAAGCUCGCCAGGACUCCGACG